CGCAUUACACAAUUCAUCGGUCAUUCAGUUAGUAGACUUCAGCAAGGCAACAGUAACAGAUGUCAAGUGAUUUUUAAUAGUUAUCUUUCCACGCAUUUUUAUCGCGUAACCGGCUAUUUGUUACAAUUUUUCUUCGUGUAAUACAGUUUUUGUAAAACAAAUAUAAUGAGUAAGGGCAAGGGAUGCGAACCGUCAGUCACAUUUCCGAUAAAGCCACCUGGCCCACCGAAAGUGUGGAAAAUUGUCGAGAUUAAAAAAAAGGACGCGGACGUACCGAUAAGAUUCACCAUUCAAGAGGUACCGGAAGACAGGUACGACGAGGUAGUAGAACACAUGUGCAAGUAUUUCAUUGCCGACGAGCCCAUGUGUAAAUGCAUCAUUCAUCGUAUGUACGUCUAUGUCGAAUAGUAUUUACGUGAAAGGAGGAAUAAGAUUUUCGAGAUGUGCAGGAAGCGGAAAACAUUUUAAUUUCUCUGUUUCUAUAGACGGGAUAAACGAUCCUGAAUACGUGGAAACAUUUCGAUGUCUUUGGAACGAAUUUAUAAAAUGUGGUUUGUCCAUCGUAGCGUUUGUAGAGAAUCCAGAUGGCGGGAAACCUAUAAUCGCAGGAGCUAAUAUACUUACGUUAUCUUUCAAGGAUGAGAAGUUCGACAUUGAGAAAAUUAAGUCGGAGAAGGGGAAUGCCGUGAUGGAUGCUGUGAUAAGAUUGAGCAAAGAAGCAAAUGUGUUUGAAAAAUACGGGGUGAAUAAAUAUAUGAACGCCUUUGGCCUUUCCGUAAAUCCAAAGUAUCGAGGAGCCUCUCUAGGUGCUCAUCUUCUUAAUGCCAGGGUGGAAGCAGGUCGAGAAUACGACAUUCCGGUAACAGUCACGGCAUUUACCUCGCCGAUUUCGCAGAAAUUGGCCGAACGAUGCGGCUUUGAAACCCUGAUUGAAAGAAAUUACGACCAAUUUGUGGAUAAAAAGGGAAAUUUAAUGUUUCCAGGAAUCGAAUCGAAAUCCAUGAAAGUAAUGGGCAAGAGGCUCAUUUAACAUAAACGACAUAUUACAAAUUGAAUUAAAAAUAUGAUAUCUAGUAGUUUAAUACCAAUUAGUAAGUAUUAAGAUAGGAAUAGCGACAAAAAUAAAUGGAAGAAAUGGGAACCCUUGUAAUCUGUAAGGUAAACAAUAAAGAUAUCCUAACAUUGUGCAA
Messenger RNA from Bombus impatiens (common eastern bumble bee), 1190 nucleotides. RefSeq lists its product as uncharacterized. The record is from RefSeq and is a predicted model, not a curated record. The transcript is spliced from 4 exons. Bases 398 to 1030 code for a protein of 210 amino acids. Lineage: Eukaryota; Metazoa; Arthropoda; Insecta; Hymenoptera; Apidae. Gene Ontology annotation, molecular function: N-acetyltransferase activity.